Paramisgurnus dabryanus is the source of this 2503-nucleotide messenger RNA. RefSeq lists its product as uncharacterized. Gene Ontology annotation, cellular component: nucleus. The record is from RefSeq and is a predicted model, not a curated record. Gene Ontology annotation, biological process: regulation of gene expression. NCBI's taxonomy places the organism in Eukaryota, Metazoa, Chordata, Actinopteri, Cypriniformes, Cobitidae.
AAUCAGGUUUGUAAUAUUAGCAUGAUAUAAUGUUAAUUAGACCAUUAUAGGUUGAACUGAAAGAAAAUGUAAUUUUAAUAAAAAAAAUUGUAGCAAUAUGAUAUCACAUAAUAUUUUUCGGAAGGUAGUUCAAUCUGUAAAUGUAUCCCUACCAUCAGUAAUUUUCUUUCCACACGCUCAAAAAAUAACUACUGCGUAAUUUGUUAGUCAGAGAACACAGUGAGGGUUUUUUGGAACAUGCAAGGGAACGCAAAUAUUUAUUUGGAUAACUUAUAGACCGUAAUAUUGCAUCCUAAUGUGUUUAAUGGCAUUUGGAUAGGGGUGUUAUACGAUCUUCCAAACAGCAGGAGGCGCAGUCGAGGGGUCUGAGAAUGCGGGACUCUGGGUGCAGGACUGUAUCUGCAGGCUUUGAGAUUUUGAAAAUCCACCUCUCCCGGUUCAUCUGAACCAGUCAGCGCAGGGCUGUGUAAAAAUCUGCCUGUCAAUCAGAGUUCCUGCAUACAGAUGCCCCCUUUCCCCUCGCGCGCGCUAUAAUAUCACAUGCAUUCGCCUGAAGUUCACAAGGCUGUGGGGAUUGAACCCAGCGUGAUGGCGGAGGGAACAUUCACUCAGAACAAACUUCCGAUUCCUCGGUUAGCAACCAUAGCUAGGAGAACAACCAAGAAAAAGAAAACAACCAAGGAAAAGAAUGAAACAAAGAUAGAAAGCGACCGUGCCCGUAAUAAAACUAGGAUCAAUAUUGGACCGGCAUUUGAAAGGUGGAGAGAUCUACGAGAUUUUAAAGGGUUCAAACUGGAUGCAGAGCUUGCCACUUUUCUUCUCAAAAGUUUUGAGAAGAUGAUGAUAAAAGAGGAGAAGGAUGAGAUGUUCUGUAAAUCAGUAGGAACUGAUCUGUCCAUGCUGGAUAUUGAUGUUUUCAUCACAGAAAUCUCUCGGCUGAAGAAAGAGGUGGCGUUACUGGAGACAAAGCUGAGGUUAAGAGGAGAUGAAGGACUGAUGAGAGAGGAUGUGGAUGUGGUUUGUUGUGAAUCUUCCACACAGGACUCCGAGCUCAGUCUGACUUUACUCUGUUAUACUGAGUCAAAGCCCACAGACGCUCAGGACACUACAGUGUGUGACAGUAAUCAAGGCUUACAGGAUGAGGAAUCUACUGAUCAAACCUCCACAGAGUCUCUGGAUUCUGUCUGGAACGCUGGAGAACAGCAGCAGAUCCUACAGAUGUGUUCAGUCAAACCGAUGGACCGUGGGAUCCAAACAGAGAUUAAAACAGAACCCACAGAAAUAGAAGUAGACCCCACAGAAGAGGAACAUCACACCGACGACGAUGAUGAUGAUGAUGAUGAUGAUGAUGAUGAUGAUGAAUACUAUGAUGACGACGAUGAUGAUGAUUUUAGUCCUUCAGAUAUGAAGAGUGAAUCAAGUUCUGGGGAAGAGACCUCCUCUACAUCACACAAGCCGUUUUACUAUGUUGGAAGACCUUACCAAUGCACUGAAUGUGGCAAAUGUUUAAGCAACAAAUACAAUCUUGAUGUUCAUAAGAUGACUCACACAGGAGAAAAACCAUACGAGUGUCCUCACUGUGAGAAGAGAUUUGCCUGUUCCUUCAAACAAAAGAAACACCUGCGUGUACACACCAAUGAGAGACCGUAUCAGUGCAGUCACUGUGGAAAAACCUUUAGGUUUAUAGAAACUUUAAGGAAGCACGAAAUAACACACUCUGAGAGAUCCCAUCAAUGUUCAUACUGUGAUAAACGUUUCUAUCAUAAAAUGGAUCUGAUAAUCCACGAGAGAACUCAUACUGGAGAGAGACCUUAUCUCUGCUGUGACUGUGGAAAGAGCUUCUCUAGUCCCACAGCCUUUGGUUUUCAUAAGCGAGUUCACACUGGAGAGAAACCUCAUCAAUGUAGUUUUUGUGGGAAGUGUUUUAGUAAACGUAGUAAUUUAAAGACGCACCUAAGAAUUCAUACAGGUGAAAAACCUUACAAAUGCACCGAGUGCGGAGAGGGGUUUAAUCAAGCGGUUCUUCUGAGAAUCCAUCAGAGAGUUCAUACAGGAGAGAAACCUUACGUCUGCUCCAUCUGUGGAGAGAGAUUCGCUAAUGUAGGACCUUUUAAGACUCAUCAGAAGAAGCAUGCUGAGCAACCAACAGACCAAUAACUUGUAAAUAAAAAUUGUUACAAACACGGCUUACAUUUGUAAUUUGAGAUUUUUGUCCUUCUCUGGAUACCUUAUUUAGAUUAAUAACACUCAGAUUUAUAUAUCGGAAGAGUUGAUCUGCUGUGAGUUUCACCCUUGGUUAUGAUCGGCUACACUAGAUGAUGUUAAUGCUGUACACUCAAUAAAACCCAUUGGGGUCGUUCUAAAGUUCUGGUUUUGUCACAUUUAUUAUCUGGGCCUGAAUACACAAAGCAUUGUAUCUUACAACAAAUAGUUCUCUGAAGUAGUCUUGACUAAACCUUUUCACAAAGCAGCUGAGACCAAGUUACUAAUUUUAAAAUGGUAA